AUGACCAGCCUGCAAGCCCCACUCCUCGUGGCUCUCCUACUUCUUGCUGUGGCACUUGAGACAGCUGAUGCGGGUCCCUAUGGUGCUAAUGUGGAAGACAGCACCUGCUGCCAGGACUACAUCCGUCACCCUCUGCCACCACGUGUCGUGAAGGAUUUCUACUGGACCUCAAAGUCCUGCCGCAAGCCUGGCGUUGUUUUGGUAACCAUCAAGGACCGUGAUAUCUGUGCUGACCCCAGGCUGUCCUGGGUGAGGAGGAUUCUCCGUAAGCUGGCCUACUGAGGAC
Messenger RNA from Psammomys obesus (fat sand rat), 286 nucleotides. It is a transcript of the gene Ccl22, whose product is annotated as C-C motif chemokine ligand 22. Gene Ontology annotation, cellular component: extracellular region. The coding region runs from base 1 to 282 and encodes 93 amino acids. NCBI's taxonomy places the organism in Eukaryota, Metazoa, Chordata, Mammalia, Rodentia, Muridae. The record is from RefSeq and is a predicted model, not a curated record. Gene Ontology annotation, molecular function: CCR chemokine receptor binding; chemokine activity. The transcript has 3 exons. Gene Ontology annotation, biological process: cellular response to interleukin-1; cellular response to tumor necrosis factor; positive regulation of ERK1 and ERK2 cascade.